Polistes dominula (European paper wasp) is the source of this 2174-nucleotide messenger RNA. RefSeq names its product TBC1 domain family member 20. Gene Ontology annotation, biological process: positive regulation of GTPase activity; endoplasmic reticulum to Golgi vesicle-mediated transport. The record is from RefSeq and is a predicted model, not a curated record. Gene Ontology annotation, molecular function: GTPase activator activity. Gene Ontology annotation, cellular component: endoplasmic reticulum membrane. NCBI's taxonomy places the organism in Eukaryota, Metazoa, Arthropoda, Insecta, Hymenoptera, Vespidae.
UGUUCAUGUGCCAAAUACGGGAACUAAAAUAUCUUGACCAUUAAUAUAAAAUGAUUUAUAUCCCUAUUUAGCCAAUCAAAGUAGAAUAGCUUUAGGACGGUCUUUAUUACUAUAUUGUAAACGGUGUCCGUAACUGUAUUGUGUUGUAGAAAUAUGGUUAAUUCGAAGCCGUUAGGUGGCAAAUGAUUGUCAAUUCCGACCGAAAUUUCGUCGAGGAUAUAAUAUAUCCUUUCAAAUUUUUAAUAUGGAGCUAUAAUAUUUUCAUUAUGUGAAAUAAAAACCAAUGAGGAUGAGUUAACAAUAUUACAGGGAAUUCCAGUAAUGUCAAAGAUGUCGGGUGCUAUUGAAAAACAUAACCUAAAAGUAAGACGAAGAAACGUCAACGAUACAGUCAAUCUUUCUAAAGAUCAUGACAAAGAUAUAAAUUUCGCGAACGAACGUAUUCCACUCGUGUUAUUGUCAGAUUCGACCGAAGCUUGGUACGAUGGUAUACCAAGACUACCUGAUCUAACAGAUUUAACAACGUCCGGUAAACAGAACGGAGUGCUCGGUCAAGACAGUGAUUCCAUUAUGGAUAAUUCUUGUGAUAGUGUUGAAGAGCGUAAGAAAAUAAGUGUUAUACGAGGUACCAUCACGAAGCCGGAUUUAUCAUUGGGAGACUUUAAACUACUUGGAUCCAGUAACGGAGGAUUUAUCACUGAUGGUAUACGAAGGGUGCUAUGGCCAAAAAUCUUAAGAUUAUCCAAGGAAAAAAUAGUACCAGUAGAUGAACUAGAAACAAUACAUACUAAAAUUCCUAAUGAAGUUUAUCAGCAAAUACUAAAAGAUGUAGCACGAAGUGGAAGCCAUAUUUCUCCAACUGCAACGGAAGAAGAAACUGAACAUUUUCAGAAUCAAUUAACGCAGAUUAUUUGUUGGGUUCUUCACAAACAUCCCGAAUUAAAUUACUACCAAGGCUAUAAUGACGUAGCUGCAACUAUUUUACUUGUUAUGGGUCUACAAGAAGGUUUAUAUGUACUUGAAAGUAUUUCCGUGGAGUUCCUUGAAAGAUUUAUGGAAAAAACAAUGGAAAAAGUCAAUCAAGAACUGUUUUACAUAUUCGCAUUACUAGAACGCGUUCAUCCCACUCUUCUUGAACAUUUAGAAAAUGUAGAAUUGUUUCCUCAUUUUGCACUAGCUGAAUACACAACAUGGUAUGCGCACAAAUAUGCAGAAAACAGGAAAUUGUUACAUCGAUUGUAUGAUUAUUUUCUUAGCAGUCCACCUUUAAUGCCCCUCUAUCUAAGUUCCGUUAUUGUGGCGCAUCGAGCUACAGAAAUAUUUAAUACUACACCUGAUAUGGGACAUACUCAUAAAGUUUUAUGUACGCUGCCUAAUGAUUUGCCUUUUGAAACACUUCUUAUUGAUGCAAAGAAUUUAUAUCAUCAAUAUCCCCCUGAAUCAAUAAAUAAAGAUGUCAAAGAUUAUGAUUCGAAAAGACGUUGCAAGGAACAAGAAUGGAAAUCAAAAGCAGAAGCAAGUCGUCAGGAAAGAGAAAGACAACGUCGACUUAAAAUUGUUAAAGCUACUCCAAGAAUACCUUAUCGAAUUAGAAGUUACAAAACUAUAACCGUUGUAACAAUUUUAGCCCUCGGAUUGUAUGCAUUUUUGAAAUCUACGUCAGGUCUUAACUGACAUUAAAUGUAUCUUUCCUGCUCAAAAUUUAAAUUUAUAUACAUGAUUUAUAAAUGAAAAUUACUAAUUCCAUAGUAGAUGAUAAUUGGUGUGAAAUAUUGAAUAUUGGUAAAGCUUGAGCAAAAAUGUCUCGUAAAAGAAAAACAGAAAUGGAUUCAAGUUGAAAGCAUUCCUAAGCUGCCUUUAUGCUGUGUUCUUUGAAGGCGCUGACCAGAACUUUCUAUGCACAUACCAUAAAAGUCAUUUGUAGAUAGGUGCCUUUAGAAAAUGGCAACAAAAUUCUUUUUAAAACAAACAAGAAUUAAUUGUUAAGAAUUAAUGAAAAUACAAGCAAGCGUGCAAUGAAAUAUGUAUAGAAGUUAAAUGAGAUUGAGUUGGUGAAUGUAUAUAUGCGUAUUGCGUGUAUUUAUUUGUCAUAUAAAUUGUUUGCUUGUUGUAUAAGAAUUGUAUAUAUAACAUACACAUACAUCCAAAAUAUAAAAGAAAAUACUAUAUGUGAA